Messenger RNA from Penicillium malachiteum, 1386 nucleotides. Its product is annotated as 3-keto-steroid reductase. The transcript has a single exon. The record is from RefSeq and is a predicted model, not a curated record. Gene Ontology annotation, biological process: ergosterol biosynthetic process. Gene Ontology annotation, molecular function: 3-beta-hydroxysteroid 3-dehydrogenase (NADP+) activity. Gene Ontology annotation, cellular component: mitochondrial outer membrane; lipid droplet; endoplasmic reticulum membrane. Bases 1 to 1386 code for a protein of 461 amino acids. Lineage: Eukaryota; Fungi; Ascomycota; Eurotiomycetes; Eurotiales; Aspergillaceae.
AUGGCAUCUCCUUAUGACCAACAAGACACUUAUGUCUUGGUAACAGGUGCAAACAGGUACGGAUCCCCUCCAAUCGCAUACACCCUCCCCGCUCCUGGAUCCUUCAAGAAAAAAAAAGUGACAACACUAACAAACUUCUUCAGUGGUCUCGGAUUCUCAAUAUGCUGCCGUCUAGCCGAUGAAUUCCUCCAAACCCGGUCCGCCCCCACGAACCUAAAUAUAAUCUUCACAACUCGGAGUACGCGCAAAGCGCAAGACACAAUCCGCCGUCUAGAAGCACACCUCCGCACUACCACCACCUCACCCACAGAUUUCGCCCGCGUACGCUUCAUCCCCGAGAGCGUCGACCUCGGAAACCUCCUCUCCAUACGCGCCUGUUCUCGUCGUCUAAACAGCACAUUCCCAAAACUCGAUGCCAUAAUCCUAAAUGCCGGCUUAGGCGGCUGGUCCGGUAUUGACUGGCUACCCGCAGUCUGGGGCAUGGUGACCGACCUCGUACACAGCUGCACAUGGCCAGGAUUCAAGAUCUCACCCAUUGGCGUUCUAGCGGAUAAGCAAGUUCCGAAGGGAAUCGCGAACGUGGAAGAACCGAUCCUUGGAUCGGUUUUCUGCGCUAACGUGUUUGGUCAUUAUAUGCUUGCGCAUAAUGUUGCUCCCUCUCUGAAACGCGCGCAUGGACCUGACGGUCCUGGUCGAAUUAUCUGGAUCUCUAGUAUUGAGGCGACGGUUAAGUUCUUUGAUGUGAAUGAUAUCCAGGGUUUACGCUCUGCGGAACCUUAUGAGUCUACAAAGACGCUUACGGAUUUAUUGGCCAUCACCGCUGAUUUACCGAGCACCGCGCCUUGGGUGGAUAGUUUCCUUGGAUUGGAUGGUGAGAAGGAUUCCGUGAAGCCUUCUUCCCAUCUUGCUCACCCAGGUAUCUGUCUGACGUCUAUCGUGCCACUCCCUCAACCUCUUAUCUGGGCUCAGGGUCUGGCAUUCUAUGGUGCACGUUUCCUGGGAUCACCGUGGCAUAGCAUGAGUACAUACUCCGGUGCUAAUGCGCCUGUUUUUGCGGCACUAUCGUCGAAUGCUGAGCUUGAUGAUGCGGAGAAACCAUAUCGACAGGCUGGUGGUGGCAGACCUAAAUGGGGCUCUGGUGCUUCGAUGUUUGGAACGGCGCAUGUCUAUUGCACGGAGACGGAUGGAUGGGGCUAUGGUGGUGUGGUUGGCACUCCUAUUGUUGAAGCUGACCGACAACGACGUCGAAAACGAGGUGCCGCUGAGCUUACGGUGGAGCAGAAGGAAAGCUUUGAGGAGCUUGGACGUCAGUGCUGGAAGCAGAUGGAGGAGCUGCGCAUCAUCUGGGAUGGGAUUCUGGAUGAGAUUGAGAAGGUGCAGAACUGA